AUGAGUCGCUGUGUGACUCUGACACCUUUGAUGAUUUUCCUCCAGGAUGUUCUGCCUGUUGUCCUGGUCCACGGACAGACGCUGCGCUUCGUUACGCUGGUGUAUCGCCAUGGUGACCGAUCCCCCCUGGGCACCUACCCCACCGAUCCUCACAAGGAAGGCCCCUGGCCACAAGGUUUCCAACAGCUUACUGGGGUAGGUAUUUUGCAACAGAAAGAGCUGGGCCAGUUCCUCAGAGAAAGAUAUGCUGGAUUUUUGAGUGCCUCCUAUAAACCACAGGAGAUAUACGUACGCAGCACUGAUUACGAUCGCACCAUCAUGAGUGCACAAGCCAACCUGAUGGGGCUGUAUCCAGACUCGGAUCCAGAGAUAGGCUGGAGACCUGUCCCCAUCCACUCAGUGCCCGUUAGGUAUGACAAGCUCCUGAAGCCACCAACUCGGACCUGCCCACGAUACCAGCAGUUGAUGAAAGAGACCAUUAAUUUGCCAAGCUAUCAAGCUAAAAUGGAAGCUUGGAAGGGCUUUGUAUCAGAGAUGGCUAAUUACACAGGGCUUAAACCUGAGCAGCUGACACCGAGGGGCCUUUGGAAGGUGUAUGACUCCCUUUUCUGCCAGAAAAAACACAACCUGGCCUUGCCUGCCUGGGCCACACCACGGGUCUUGAAUACGCUUUCAGAAAUAGAAGCAUUUAAUAUUGAAGCCCAUGUGGGGAUGCAUGCCAGCCAGGAGAAGGCCAGAUUCGCUGGAGGGUUGCUGCUUGGUGCUAUCCUGAGCAACUUCUCCAAAGUUGUGUGCCGAGAUCUUCCCCUGAAGAUGAUCAUGUAUUCCGCUCAUGACAGCACCUUAAUUGCACUGCAAGGAGCCCUAGGAGUUUACAAUGGCCGUCUGCCACCGUAUGCUGCCUGCCAUGGAUUUGAAUUCUACCAGGAAAGUAAUAACACAUUCAGCAUAGGCAUGUUCUACCGGAACAGAAGCAACCAGCAGCCCCACACGCUCCUCUUGCCCGGCUGCCCCACACCUUGUCCUUUACCGCUCUUCGUUAACCUCACCACUAAAGUUGUGCCACAGGACUGGGAUGCCGAGUGUCAACACCCUCAGAGAGGCACAGGGCACACCGUAACGGCACUGGCUGUGUCAGUAGGCCUGCUGAGCGUGGCCUUCGUCGGCAUGGGAAUCUUGUACUGGAGGAGGUGACCAGAGGAGGGACUAAUGGCAACAGCCCCAUCCCCAUGCUGGACAUAAAGGACAGACAACAGCCUUGGAGCACUGAGAAAAUCAGCUAGCGCACUGCAGCCGGCUGGUGCUGGUUUGGACUCCAUCCUCUGGAGCUCACAGUAGAAAACUCACUGGAAAAUAGCAGCAGCAGCACUAACAGGAGGCAAAUUCAGUGUAGGGAAUUAGUAGGAAAGGGACUGGAAAAAUGGAAUAGCCCACCUGGAACAACAGAUAGGUGAACUAAACACUGCAUUUGUCACCUGCAAGCUAUGCUUGUGGGACUCGAGAGGCAGCCGGCCAGCCACUGCUCAAAACCAGCAGCACCGCACUGCAUGCGCUUCUGGCUCUGAGGUGGCAGUGCAGUUUUUAUGCAUCCACAACUCCUAGAGGGCUGUGUGCUUUUUUGUACAAGGAAGGAAAUCUGCUCUGGUGAAAAGGCUUUGCAGUGGGGCUCACAGUCACCUUUCUAGUCCCCCUCCUGGCAGACGAGAGGCUUAGAAGUGGGUGGACAGAACCCAGCACCGGUUUAGAAGCCAUGGUAAAGGGGAUUACAGUGUUGAGGUGGAAGGGUCUUACACCACCAGUUUUUAAUGUAUUUGCAGGGAGAUGCAUUAGCAAUCAUUGCACAAGAAGGCUGUAGUACAGAUACUCUUAAGACCUCAUGACUACACUGUACUGUAAAUCUGCUUCUACAAGAUAUUAAUCCUGAACUGUCUACUUCCAUAUUAAAAAUAUGUCUUUCUCUCAGAAGUAGAAUUAUGCCACACA
Varanus komodoensis (Komodo dragon) is the source of this 1983-nucleotide messenger RNA. It is a transcript of the gene ACP4, whose product is annotated as acid phosphatase 4. Gene Ontology annotation, molecular function: protein tyrosine phosphatase activity; acid phosphatase activity; receptor tyrosine kinase binding. Gene Ontology annotation, cellular component: lysosome; postsynaptic membrane. The coding region runs from base 1 to 1194 and encodes 397 amino acids. NCBI's taxonomy places the organism in Eukaryota, Metazoa, Chordata, Lepidosauria, Squamata, Varanidae. Gene Ontology annotation, biological process: peptidyl-tyrosine dephosphorylation involved in inactivation of protein kinase activity; lysosome organization; regulation of neuronal synaptic plasticity. The transcript is spliced from 11 exons. The record is from RefSeq and is a predicted model, not a curated record.